This is a messenger RNA of Ictalurus furcatus (blue catfish), 2841 nucleotides long. It is a transcript of the gene pla2g4ab, whose product is annotated as phospholipase A2, group IVAb (cytosolic, calcium-dependent). Gene Ontology annotation, molecular function: calcium-dependent phospholipid binding; calcium ion binding. Lineage: Eukaryota; Metazoa; Chordata; Actinopteri; Siluriformes; Ictaluridae. The record is from RefSeq and is a predicted model, not a curated record. Gene Ontology annotation, cellular component: cytosol; endoplasmic reticulum; nucleus. Gene Ontology annotation, biological process: glycerophospholipid catabolic process. The transcript has 18 exons. Bases 316 to 2532 code for a protein of 738 amino acids.
UGUGAUGUUAGGGGCGUGUUUAUUACCGCAAGGAACUGCGAGCUUUCUCCAACACCUCCUUCUAUUCCUCAAAUCAUAAUCUGCACCCCAGCGCGCGCUCGUGUGCAGGACAAAUGCGAGAUCUAUUUUUGGGGUUGUCUAGGACACUAGGACACUCGGACACUCCUAGAACAUCCUCGGUUGGAUGAACCACUCUCGCGUGUGUACACUAGAUGAGAAUUCCUACUCCCACAAGAUUUCUUCAUCAGAGAGCCAGAUUUUCACGUGGACAGGGGAUCAUCAGCCAGUCCCGAUCACCCCAUGUAAACCGGCACGAUGUCCGCCAAUGAUCCUGAUCAGUACAUCAUUGUCGAGCAGCAGUACUCCCACAAGUUCAAAGUGAAAGUUCUGAGGGCAGAAAAUGUCACCAAAGGCACUCUGGGAGACUUGCUGGACACCCCGGACCCGUACGUGGGGCUUUUCAUUCCCACAGCUCCCGAGAGCAGGAAGAGGACACGGCACAUUGAUAACGACAUCAACCCUGAGUGGGACGAAAGCUUCGAGUUCAUACUGGACCCAAACCAGGACAAUGUUCUGGAGGUGACAUUAAUGGACGCUAAUUACGUGGUGGACGAGACACUGGGUAUGACGUCGUAUUCCAUUUCCAAUCUCAAAGUGGGAGAGAAGGAACUGGUGUCAUUUCUUAUAGGAAAAACCACCAAAGUGUUCUUAGAGCUCAGUCUGGAAAUUUGUUCUGCCAUUGACCUGCGGUUCAGUCUUGCCCUGUGUGAUAAGGAGAAGUUGUACAGGCAGCAGCGAAGAGAGAAGGUCAUGCUGGGUAUCAAGAAACUGCUGGACAUGGAGAAGCCUCGGUUCCUGCCCUCGAGCCCCCAGGAGGUCCCUGUCAUCGCUGUGGUAGGAUCAGGUGGUGGGUUCAGGGCGAUGGUCGGCUUCUCAGGCGUAAUGAAGGCCUUGUACGAGUCGGGAGUUCUGGACUGCUCAACAUACAUCGCUGGCCUCUCUGGCUCCACGUGGUACAUGUCUAUGCUGUACUCUCACCCGGAGUUCCCUAAGAAAGGCCCGGAGCAGAUUAAUCAGGAGCUAAUGAAGAGCGUGAGCAGCAACCCCCUCCGCCUGCUCCUGCCGCAGCACAUCACCAACUACGUCCAGGCUCUGUGGACCAAAAAGUCUAACGGCCAGCCUGUCACCUUUACCGACAUUUUUGGCAUGCUUAUCGGAGAAACACUGAUUCCAGCUAGGAUGGACAGUAAGCUGAGUGAGAUGCAGGAGAAAAUUAACGACGCACAGUCUCCUUUGCCGCUCUUUACCUGCCUGCACGUCAAACCGGACGUGUCCGAGCUCAUGUUCGCCGAUUGGGUGGAGUUCAGUCCUUAUGAGAUCGGCAUGUCUAAAUAUGGCACGUUCAUGACCCCUGACCUUUUCGGCAGCAAAUUCUUCAUGGGAACUGUUGUUAAGAGAUAUGAGGAGAAUCCUCUGCACUUCCUGAUGGGGGUCUGGGGCAGUGCCUUCUCCAUUCUUUUUAACAGGGUAUUGGGGGUAAAGGACAUCCCUGGGGGGAGCACCAUGGAGGAGGAGCUGGAACAUAUAAAACCUCAGCAUAUUGUUGGAGAAGACAGCCUGGACAAUGAUGAAGAGCCCCACAAAGUCUGCAUGCAGGACGACCGUCAGCAGGAACGGGCCAGCUGGAUGCAGCGCAUGGUCACGUCGCUGUUCAGCGACUCCACGCUGUUUAACACGCGCGAGGGCAGGGCGGGAAAAGUGCACAACUUCAUGCUGGGUCUCAACCUGAGCACCAGCAUCCCGAUCACGCCCUACAACCUGACCCAAAACUAUCCCGAGGAUGAAGCGGAUGCUGUAACAGACCCCGAUGAGUUUGACCGCAUCUACGAGCCGCUAGACGUAAAGAGCAAGAAGAUCCAUAUCGUGGACAGCGGCCUGACCUAUAACCUGCCCUACCCUUUGAUCCUGAGACCCCAGAGGGGUGUGGACCUCAUUAUCUCCUUCGACUUCUCGGCUCGACCUGGCGACUCUAGUCCUCCGUUCAAGGAGCUUCUGUUGGCUGAGAAAUGGGCACGCAUGAACAAGCUUCCGUUUCCCAGAAUCGAUCCCAAAGUGUUUGACCGGGAAGGGAUGAAAGAGUGCUACGUCUUUAAGCCGAGUAAGGGGAACAAGAACUGCCCCACCGUCAUUCAUUUCGUCUUGGUUAACCUAGACUUCAGAAAGUUCAAAGCCCCAGGAAUUCCUCGAGAGACUGAAGCGGACAAAGAGUUUGCCGACUUUGACAUCUUUGAUGACCCGGAAACACCGUACUCCACCUUUAACUUCCAGUAUUCCAACAAGGCCUUCACUCAGCUGCAUGACCUCAUGGAGUUCAACACGCUCAACAACAUAGAGGUGAUCAAAGAGGCAAUUAAGGAGAGCGUUGUGUACAGGAAGGAGAACCCAUCUCGCUGCUCCGUGUCUCUUUCUCUCAAUGACAUACAGAACAAGAAGAUUUUGAAGAGGGAUACUACAGGCCUCGUGCACAAAUGACCGAUUAAACGUCUCAUCAAUUCUCAUCAAUUCAUCAAUUAAGAUACAGUUUGCUGAUUGGUUAAUGGAGAAUUCUGGGUAUUCUGUUUUUAAAAAUAAAGAAACUAACGUUGUGGCCAUGUCGCAAUUGUUGAACGGCAUCAGUCCGCAACGCCCUCCCCCACCCCACCCCCACCCCACCCCCACCCCACCCACAUGUUUAGUGCUGAGGAAAAUCAUGUCUGCAGGGCUAAUGAUUCUGUUUUCUUUUUAUGAAAGCUCAAUUCUGCGAAUGGUUUCUGUAUUUAUUAAAAGAUCGUGUUAAACGGG